UCUCUCUCUCUCUCUCUCUCUCUCCAUCCAGUGACUAAUUACCUGAUUCCCCAUGGGUUUGUUUCCUCCUUCCCCUACAACUGUUCAGGUUGUUCCACUAAAUGAGAGCAUGCUGAUAAGUAGAAAUACAUUCAAACUGAGCCAAACUGAGCUGAGCCUGUUCGCUCACUCUGCUGAAACCGUAACAGGGCGAGAUUGAGCGUCUGUGCUCUCUCUCUUUGUCCCUUUCUAAUAAGAAGUUUUUACUCCGAUAGUUCCAAACUGCAUUCCCAUGGAAUAUGAUUUGUCAAUUCUUUACCAGGGUAUGAUCACAGGUCAUAACCUGGUUGUAGCGUCUGUGGAGUUUACAGCUCGCUUUGUCAGUGACGUUGAAACCAGAACGCCUGAAUUUGGAAUGCUUUUUCGUGCUCGUUUCGAACCUGCCUUCCCACCUGAGUUGAAUCAACCAAUUAGUGAAUUUUUGUGAAGUGAAGUUUUGUAACCCGUUUCAAGUUUCCUCUGUCACUUGAAGCCAUUUGAAGUACAGCUUAAAUUUAUGCCACAUGUCUCAGGCCCCAUUUAUUCUUGUUCCCGAAAUGUUUAUGUGAUUUUAUUAUAAUUAUUUUGAUUGGUAUAAUUGUCGUUAUUAUUAUUAUGUUAUAAUUAUAGUUGUUACAAAGAUGUGUGAAUAACAGAUAUGUAGGGAGCAUGAAACAUUCUCUGUUUACUUAAUACCUUCUCAAUGCUUCUUCUGUGGUGCAGCUUGCUCACAUUUUAUCAGCCAGCACCUCUCUAACCUCCCGCAUCUGUGUCUCUCAGGUGCUUCCUUCAUGGGUUCCUUCCUGGCCAGCAGUCUGGGGUCGCCGCCCUCCCACCCUCCUCACCCCUCGGGACCCGCUGCCUCCCCCUCCUCCCCCUCCUACAGGCAUGGACCCCAUUCGAGCGCUUCCCCUAUCUGGUUCCCCCAUUCACAUGAAGGGUACCCCAGCUAUUCAGGAAGUCUUGCUUCUCCUUUUCUCCCCAUGAGUCCCCUGGAUCACCAUAGCAACAGUCUCUACGGACAGCACCGCUUCUAUGAAACUCAAAAAGAUCACUUCUACCUGAGAGGCCUUCCUCCCCAGCCCCCUCUGCUCUCCACCAGUCACAGUCUUCCUCCGCUGUCCAGGACUGCCCCCGGCCACUCACUUGGCUCUUGCAGCCGAGAGACGGACAACGGGGGAGGCGGUGGGAAGAGCACCAAGGACGUGGGUGAGAAAGGAGUUUCAUCCGUGUCAAAGGCGAAGGAGCGAUCAAGCAGCAAGGAGCGGCACCAGGAGAGCAAAGAAAAACAACAUCAGCUUCAUCAUCACCAUCCUCAUCAGACGAAUCCUGCCACAGCUCCUUCUGGCCACCACCACCAAGCUUACACCCACCCUCACCAUGCCCUCCUUCCUCACCUCGCACCACAGGGCAGGGAGGAAGACCACAGACACUCUCUGGAGCGACACAAGGAGUACAGAGACAGUGAGUCAGCCAGUCAGGAGACGAAACACAUGAGUGCCUGUAAGCUGUCCGGUGGUUCGAUAGCAGAGACUGGAGGAAAAGGGGGAGCACUGAGCAGCUGCAAUGGUGGUGGGGUUGGUAGACCUCCAUCUGGAGGAGGCAGGCGGUGCUCCAAGGAUGGAACCGUAAACGGGGAGAUGAGGAUCAGUGAAUCCUCAGCUUCUUCCAAUGAAUGUAUGAGAAGAGGUGCGUCUAACGCAACAGCCAUCUUGGCACCUCCUAACCCCCACACUGUGGCCUCCUACUCCAUGCCUCCCCCUCCGCCACCUCCUCCUCAUGCUUUGCACAUGGGCUCCACGGUGGCAGGAGGGUGGCUACAUCACGCACAUCACCAUCCUCAUCCCGAGUUCUACUGUCCCCCGGGCCCUCUCACACUGACACCCUCCAAAGAUUCUGCAUCCACCCCUGGAGGGUCUGGCAGGGAGGCAAGAGUAACUUACGUGCCCUCAGUUGGGCCCCUAGGAGACCUGGCAGCCACCGACUGUCGUGGAGCAGGAGGAGGUGGGAGAAAGUCAGAUGACAGAAGCGGAGAAGGAUCUUAUGAAAGUCCCUCUCAUCACCACAGCCGACCUAGUGUUUGCCAAAAGAAGGACAAAUCGCAGCCACACCAGCAGCAGCUGGGAUAUGGCAAAGCUGACAAACCUCCUGACUGGAGCCACCAGACGCAGCACUUCCACAAGCCCAGCUCCAACGCGAGCUCUCAGUCUGAGCUGCGGUCCUGCAGCAUGGACAGAUCGUCAUCCUUCAGAGAUGUAGAGGUUGUGGACGAUGUUUACCGGCCCUCGCUCCCACUAGAGGCCCAGGGGACACACCUCGGCGCUGAACAGGGCACACCUAAGAACGGCCCAGACACCAGCACUCCUCCCUUCAGGGACUGUUCCCACUCAGGUCCUCAUCCUGAUGGGAGGGUGGGGUCAGGGGCAACAUCUCAGAGGGAGGGACAAAAGGUUGCAAGGGUACGGCACCAGCAGCACAGCAGCCAUGGAGCAUCAACAGAAGAGAGGGGAAGAGACAGAAGUCUGACAGCGCCUUCCUGGGGGGCUCGAGGGGGCUACCAAGAGGACCAGAGAAAAAGCUCCCAUCAUGCACCAGUUGGUAACGGUGAAGCAAGAGGGCUCAGCAUCAGAGCUCCAAACAGUGACCACAACCAGCCCCAUUCUCAAGUGCUGUCUCGCUCCUCGUUGCACACCGCUGAGGGCGAGGGCAGUGCUAUGAAGAAUCUAAUGAACUACAGCUCCCAGCAACCUUUGCUGCUGCCACAGCGGGGCCCCUUUGGAGGUCUGGGUGGCCUCAAGCAGGGUGGAGAGAGAUCAGAGAAAGGGGAACGUGGAGGAGCUAAAAGCAACUCUUCCCUGCAAGAGCCUCCCAAACAAUCGCUCCUUCCUCGCCGAGGCUCCACUAACGAGGGAGAAAGGGGGGACAGAGGUGGGAAGGAGGCCGGGGAGGCAGGUGAGGGGGAGGUGCGACAGCCUCCAGUGGGUAUUGCGGUUGCGGUAGCCAGGCCCCCCCAUCGUUCCCCAGACAACACCCCUGGACACAGCAGACAGGGCAGGGUGCUGCCCAGCAUGAAAGCAGUGUCACGCCACGUGUAUACUCUUGGCCGGGAGGCAGAGGAGAGGAAGAGGAUGACAGAGGAACAGAUCAGCCUUCAUCACCUGGACAGAGAGAGAGAAAUGAUCAUCAGGGAAAACAAGGACCGCGUGGAGUUCGCCAGGAUCCACCCAUCUAGUAGUUGCCACGGUGACCUGACCUCUCACCUCUUGGUUCCCGGAGGGGCCAGUAGGUUAGGGGCCGACCCUGCUGCCCAUGCUCACCCGGCUCACCACCACUGGAUGCAGAGGACAGGAAGUCCCUCCCUCUGGAUGGGGCAUUCAUACAGUCUGAGCCACGUAGGAAUGAGCCCCGGCUUCCCACCAGGUCUGCCCAGCCCUCUGCAGCCUGUCUUGGGGUCGCUCACCCAAGACCCCAACUCCCCGCUGGUGGUCCUUCCUACAGAACCCGGGCCUCAUCAUCACCUCGACGUUCUGGAGCAGUCAGGUCUGUGGCCCCCUGUGUACGGCGGCAGAGGCCCCCCUUCUCAUCUGCAGCAUCACCCCGUCUACUCCCGCUCCUCAUUCUUACGGCAACAGGAGCUGUACGCCCUGCAGCAUCAGCACCAGCAGCAGCAGCAGCGAGCCAUGGAGCACAUGCAGCGCCACUCCUUAGGACAGAGAAAACACGAUGAGCAUGCUAUCACCAUAGAGGACUCUUCCCACGAAUCUUCCGCAUCUGGAACUCCCCCCUCUUCAUCCUCUUCUUCGUUCACCACCUCCCCCCACAUGGCCAAACCUUUCUCACACACCCUGCCUCCACCCAAGACGCCAACGCCGUCUCCGGGGAUGUGUCCCAGCAGCCGCCAGUCACCCUGCUACCACUCCCCAUCCAGGAGACCUCACCCGCCAAACCCUCUGACCCCUGCGCCGAGCCCGGCAGCGGCCGCACCCCGCUCCCCGGCCCUCAGCCCCGCUCCUUCACACCUCUCUAAGGGGCUGGAGAGGGGCAGUGAAAGAGGAGAGGGACAACCACCUCAGGACUACCCACAAUCCCUAGAGCCAGGUGAGUGUGGAGAAUUCUGUAGGCGGGUUAAUGGAUGCAAUGUAUUAAUUCAAGAAAAAAAACGUUACUAGUAGGCUGAACAGUCAGGUAACAUAACUAUAGACAGAGAGUUAGAGACAAGGAAAAAGGCUCAGAGAUAGACAGAUGUAGUUUGAGAGAGAUGGAGGGUUCUGCUGCAGAAAUAUAGCCCCGGUCUUUGAAGCGUGGCAUUCUUUUGAUUUUGCAGAAAUUGUUUGAAGCAUGGCUGAUCCCUUGCUCUGUGUGUCCUUGAGUGCGUGUGUGUGUGCAAUUUUCUGUGAGAGCUAAAGAGGGACAGCGGGCGGGUCAGCCAUUAAGGUCAAAGAAAGCAUAUGGGCACUCAG
Messenger RNA from Anarrhichthys ocellatus (wolf-eel), 4478 nucleotides. RefSeq names its product BAH and coiled-coil domain-containing protein 1-like. The transcript has 8 exons. The record is from RefSeq and is a predicted model, not a curated record. Bases 810 to 4187 code for a protein of 1125 amino acids. NCBI's taxonomy places the organism in Eukaryota, Metazoa, Chordata, Actinopteri, Perciformes, Anarhichadidae.